Panicum virgatum (switchgrass) is the source of this 1677-nucleotide messenger RNA. Its product is annotated as myb-related protein Hv33-like. Gene Ontology annotation, biological process: regulation of stomatal movement. NCBI's taxonomy places the organism in Eukaryota, Viridiplantae, Streptophyta, Magnoliopsida, Poales, Poaceae. The transcript has 3 exons. The record is from RefSeq and is a predicted model, not a curated record. The coding region runs from base 497 to 1351 and encodes 284 amino acids.
AAAAAGCAAAGCGAGAGAGGCCGCGCUGUGCAGCCGUGCAACGCAGCAAAGUGUGGGCGCGCCAUCGCUCCACUUGUAAAGGCGGCACCCCCAAGCAGGCGGAGGACGCCGCACUGUGCCGGCACCUACCUGAGAGCGACCUCCAUCUUCCCCGCCUCGCUCGCUCGCUCAUCCAACUCCAAGCAGCUCGGCCAUCGCACUGCUUGCUGGCAUCUUUUAUAUCCCCGGCCUCUCCUGCAGUCCUGCUGCCCUCUCCUUCCCACCCUGCUGCCUGCCACCAUCGUAUCUCGGCUUCUUAGCUUCCACACAGCGAUCGAUCAUCGUCGAGAACGGUGAUCGGUGGCGGCGCCGCCGAGCGCGGCCGACCGACGACAUCGACGGGGUUAAGCUGCUUGGUGGCUGGCUGGCUACCCCGGCCGGCAUGGCGAAGUAGUCGUGCUGCCACAAGAAGAAGCUGAGGAGAGGGCUCUGGUCGCCCGAGGAGGACGAGAAGCUCAUGAACCACAUUGCCAAGUACGGCCACGGCUGCUGGAGCUCCGUCCCGAAGCUCGCAGGCCUUGAGAGGUGUGGCAAGAGCUGCAGGCUGAGGUGGAUAAACUACCUGAGGCCAGACCUCAAGCGGGGCACAUUCUCGCAGGAGGAGGAGGACCUCAUCAUACACCUCCACUCCUUGCUGGGAAACAAGUGGUCUCAGAUUGCGGCGCAGCUGCCCGGCCGGACGGACAACGAGGUCAAGAACUUCUGGAACUCGUACAUCAAGAAGAGGCUCAGGGAGCGCGGCAUCGACCCGGCCACCCACCAGCCGCUCGCCGAGCCCGCCGCCGCCUGCCGCGCGGUGUUCGGGGACGUGGUCGACCUCAUCCCCGCGACGGCGUCGCUCCAGCCGCUCGCGGAGCCAAUGCCGCUGGACGGCGUGAAGCUGCCGCUGGACUGGCCCGUCGCCGGCGCCCCCGCGCCGCCGCCGUCAAGGUCGUCGUGCUACCUGCAGGGGGGCUGCUUCGAUAUGGACGCGCUGCAGCAGCACUGCGGCGGCGGCGCCGUCCCGUCGGCGUCGAGCUCCAGCACGCUCACCUCGAUGGCAGAAGCCGAGCACUGCAACAACGCCGACGUCGCUGGCGCCGGCCUCCCGUGGCUGGAGCUCGGGCCGAACGCCGUGGCCGACGCUGCCGGCCACGUCGACAGCUACGCCGGGGCGCUGGACGAGCUCAGGUGGUCGGAGUACUUCGACGGCGCCUUCCAGGCCGCCGCGAGCCAGCAAGGCGCCCUGCAGGCCGCGGGGCAGUGCGUCUACAGCGGCAAGGACGACGUCGCGGUGCACUUCGACGUCCAUGGGCUAAGCAACUGGUGCUGAACAUUCCAUCGCUCAAGAACCCGCCACCAAAGAAGAAACAGUUCGUCACUGCGAAUUAUUACUGCGACGCAAAUUACUACGAGCAUUUCACCUGGUGUUACUUAAUUUUCCCCCCGUCUUCUUAAUUGUCUCGUGGCUGCGUUGAUAUGAGCAGCGAAUUCGUUCUUGUGAUGAUUACGAUUGAAGUGUUACCACACAUGUAAAGUACUACAUACUAUAUAUAGCUAUAUACGAUGGUAAUUAGUAAAUACUGCAGAGAGAGGGAGAAAGAGAUGAAUGGGCCAAGGUUAAAUAAAAUGAGAAUUAUUAUGUGGAUUAGCUGAGCA